UCUCGUCUCGACCAUUCAGUGACUUUGGCACAUAAUAUAUAUCAGGAUAAGGAAAUAAGCAAAACGGCAAGAACAGAAGCAGAAGCAGAAGCACUCCAAUAUGGCUGCUGCAAUGGCAAUACAAUUGCCUCCUGGAUUUAGUGGUAUUAGCAGAGGAAGGGACACCAACAUUCGCAUGCCGCAGAAAUUCUCGCUCAUUCCCAAGUUUACAGGGUUGGACAUACGGUGUGCUCGUAUUGGAGGAGUGGAAAUCCCCAACAACAAAAGAAUAGAGUAUUCUCUGCAAUAUAUUCAUGGUAUAGGGCGUACCACAGCCAGGCAGGUACUGCAUGACUUGGGUAUGGAGAACAAGGUCACUCGUGACCUCGCUGAGGAAGAGCUUACUAAAAUUCGAGGCGAGGUCAACAAGUACAUGAUUGAAGGAGACCUGCGCCGAUUCAACAGUCUUGCCAUCAGGAGGUUAAUUGAAAUUCGAUGCUAUAGAGGACGGCGGCAUCAAGCAGGUUUGCCUUGCAGAGGGCAACGAACUAAAAACAAUUGCCGGACAUUAAAAGGAAAGAGGUUUGCGGUAGCAGGAAAGAAAAAGGCUCCGGGCCCCAAAUAAGCCUUGAUGUUUUACCACCUAUGGUGGAGUUUGUAAAUUUGAAAUUUCCCCGAGUUUAUUCCAAAGAUCAAAUCAGAAAAUUCUAUGUUUUAGCAAUCUCAUUUAGAUAUCAUUGCUUAUAAGUUAAACACGCAAAUUUUUGUAUGAAGUUGGAAACAUAGCCUUCUGGUUCGUUCUUAAUGUCACCCAGUAAUAGAGCAGAGUUAUGAGUUGUAAUA
Molecule: messenger RNA, 822 nt
Organism: Cryptomeria japonica (Japanese cedar)
Lineage: Eukaryota; Viridiplantae; Streptophyta; Pinopsida; Cupressales; Cupressaceae
Product: small ribosomal subunit protein uS13c
Exons: 3
Coding region: 101-604 (167 amino acids)
Biological process (GO): translation
Cellular component (GO): ribosome; small ribosomal subunit; mitochondrion
Molecular function (GO): RNA binding; structural constituent of ribosome
Source: RefSeq, a predicted model, not a curated record